UCAAAAUUGUAUUAAUACAAUUAACUACUGUUUUAAGGCGUUAACCAGGUAACCAGUAAACUAAUUGAAUGAUCAUCAAUAAACUUAAUUAGUUGGCCAACAAUUGAUGAAUUAAUGAAUUUCUCAUGAAUAGUUAAUCACCAUUAUAUGUGUUUAAUUAAGUAAAUCAAUAAAUUAAUUUAUCGACAAAAAUGUUUCUCUAUUAUCUCAUGUGUUCAUCGUUAAUUCAAUUAAUCGACUCAGCUUCUCUUAUGCAUCUUCCCUUACGAGUGACCAGUGGAUCCAAUGUGAUUAUUCAUGCAACUUUAACGGACACUAUUAAUGGUAAAAAUUGGAAGAUCAAAGAAUAUCUUUCAACUGAUCAUUCGAUUCAUGGAAAAAUUCAUGUUGAAUCGGAUGAAAGUUCAUUUGAUAUUUACUAUGAGACGGUCAAUGAUUACAAGCGAUUGGUCAUUCAUGACAAUCAAUGUGAUCUAUUUGAGUUCAAUGGUAAAGAGCAUUGGGAUAAAAUGUUACCUGGGGUCAGUAGUUCACUGACCAAUACAAUCUUAAUGGUUGGACCUUCAUUAGUUUAUAGACUUCAAAAUGAUUUAAGUGCUUUUGCUAAAGGAGAUUCAAGUCCAAUGGUCAAAGGGGUCAAGAUGGACAGUACAUCAAGAGAUAUCUCAUCUAAAUUGAGAAUCACAAUUUACCAUCAAUUCAAUUCUGAUAUUGAAUUAGCUUUAAUUAAACCUAAUCGGAUACAAUUUGAUGGUUACAAUUUAAUCAUGGACAUUACUUUACAUUUAAUCACAGAUUAUAAUCAAGUCGAGUCACAGAUAACUCCAGGUAUUGGAUGUCCAAUUGAACUACAACCAAUUAAAUUAUUACCAAAAUUAACAAGUCAACAAAUACAAAUGACAAUCAAGGAGAAAGUGAUUAAAUUUAAUUCUGAAACAAUUUCCUCAUUCAAAAUUUAUGCUGAUGAUGAUAAACAAUUAAUGGCCAUUAUUUCAGAUGCUGAUAAAUCAAUGAAACUUUUUGAUUACAAUUUAGAUAUAAUUUAUGAUUAUGGUAACAAUUUAAAUUGUAAAUUAAAGCCAAUUGAUUCUGAUGGUCCGGGUUUAAUUGUAAACGAUUACAAAGCUGAUCGAUUUGAUUUAUAUAAAUUGCUUGAGAUGAGACGACCAUUUAAAUAUCUUGGUCAAGUUAAUUAUAGAUCACGAUUAGCUUUUACCAUUGAUGCCUGGGAAUCAGUUGAAUAUAAUGUCAUCUUUAAUCAAGUUAAUUGUGAUAAAUUAGUGGUAACAAUUUACUUGGAGAAAACGAUUCAAGACUUGGGAUGGUCAAGUAAUGGUCAACACUAUUUACCAUUGGCUAUUGUUUUAAAUUGUUACAAUAAGGAUACUAAGGGUAAUUACAAUUUAGAGAUGAAAAUUGAACGAGACAUUUAUGAUUAUCAAAGUGAUUUCAUUGAAAGUGAAUUAAAAUCACUGAUGAAAUCAUUUAAUUGUCCGUUUGGAAAACGUUUACAAUUAACCUUUAAACUUGAACAUUUUGAAUCUAAUCAAUUGAUUGAGGAUAAUCUCGAGGAGAUUAAAAGUUCAUUGGAAAAUGAGAUUAUCAAGAAUGGGAAAAUUUCACCAACAAGAAUUGAGAAAAUUGAUUUACAAUUACAAUCAGUUGAUUUAAUUAUCGCAACAAUUAAUUUGCUUGAAGCUCCAUCUGUUGGAGAUGUUUUUCCAACACAAUUAAGAAGAUUGGACAUUUCAAAAAUUCGUAAAUCAUCAAGUGUCCAUGUCGAUACAAUUGAAAAGUGUCUCCAAGUAGAGACUUCAUUUGAUGAGAGAAUCAGAGCUGUUGUUUAUUGUUCAGAGGAUGAAAUUAUUUGCUCCAGUGUCGGUGAUGGCGAUCAACUAGUCGAUGACCUUUCGAACGGUCAAUUUUGUUUGGUCAUCGAAUCGCCAUUGGGAAGGUUACAUCAAUUUACUCAGCAAAUUAAAUUGGAUUCAGUUCAUGAUUAUCUGUUGAAAUCAAGUUCUAAUUCAACAAUUAAGGUUCCAAUGACCAAUGGUCAAUAUUUUCCUCUUCAAAUUAAUGAUAUAAUUGAUUGGUCAUCUUUUAAUUACGAUAAACAAGUUGAAUUUAUUGGACCAAUUAAAGGAAUCGUUUUAAAAGAUGAAAACUUUGAUUUGAUCUCUUCCUUGACCAUUGGCUAUUUUAGUGAUUGUUAUCGUUCAUGUGGUCAACUUGAUUGUAAUUCAUUCUCAUAUUGUCAAGUGAACAAUCAAAUUAUCUGUAAAUUGUCAAGCAAAAGGAUCACAAGUGAAUCAAAUUUAAUAAUUUCCAAUGAAUCUUGUAAAACUUAUCAUCGAAACGCUGAGACACAAUUUCAUCAAAUUAAAUUGAGACAAUUUAACUCAAUCAAUUCAACUCCAGUCAAAGUGAUUAAAUCAAGUGAUUGUGCCUCAUUAUGUCUUGACAAUCAAGUUAAUUGUAACUCUUAUCAAUUUUGUCCAUCAAAUGGUUUCUGCUAUUUAACUGGCCCUUAUUCAGAGCAAUUAACUCAAACCUCUGAUCAUUGUGACAUUUAUAUUCCUAAACAAUCAGAUAAUUAUCAACGAACUGGAUCAAAGAUAAUUGUGAACACCAAUCAAAUUGAAUUUAACCUUAACCUUGACCAAUGUGCAUCUCUGUGCUCUGGACUGGACACUGACCAAUGCAAAUCAUUUAAUUAUUGUAGCAAAUCAAAAUCAGGCUCAUCAUCAUGUUCAUUAUCAAAAUUCACAAUUAACGAUGAAAAAAAUGUCCAAUUAACUGAAUCAACAUAUUGUCACAAUUAUGAGUUAAUUUUGAAAUCUAAUGAAACCAAUCAGCCAAAAUCAACUGAAACCAAUUUGAUUGUACAAUUUGGACAAUUUAAAUUGGAUUUAAUUAUAAUCUACAUAUUAACAGGUCUGUUAAUUGGUUUUGUAAGCAGCUUAAUUGUUACCAAAUCAAUUGAUUUGAUUGAAAAGUCAACAAUUAAAAGAAAUACUAAUUCAUCACCAGAGGAGCAACAAUUUGAAGACAUAUUUGGAUACUAAUCAUGAUUAAAUUUUAAUUGUUCAAAUAACUAAUUCUGUAAAAACUGUUAUAAUUUAUUAAUAUUUUCACAAUUAACUGAAUAAAUCAAAAAUUAAUGCCCUG
Molecule: messenger RNA, 3168 nt
Organism: Panonychus citri (citrus red mite)
Lineage: Eukaryota; Metazoa; Arthropoda; Arachnida; Trombidiformes; Tetranychidae
Exons: 15
Coding region: 192-3065 (957 amino acids)
Source: RefSeq, a predicted model, not a curated record